AUGACAAGGAACAAGGAAUAUGGGGAAACCAGGAUCUGGAAGAAGGUGGUGGAAAUUUACACUGGGAAGAAUUUACGCAUCGUUCACUCCACCUAUAAACUCACGCCAAGUCUUUCCAUGUCAACAGCGGAGGACGUUGUCUUUAACUCGUGCAGAGCACCGGUCUACGAUAUUGAACGAACAAGAUCCCUCGCUGCUGUCAAGGUUCCUUGCAGUGUAGAAGGAUCCAAUAUGAUAAGGACCAAAGAAUAUGCGAAAUACAGUCUCCACAGAGGUAGAGAUCACCAAACCACUUAG
Molecule: messenger RNA, 297 nt
Organism: Leptosia nina
Lineage: Eukaryota; Metazoa; Arthropoda; Insecta; Lepidoptera; Pieridae
Source: the annotation of a GenBank genome assembly